AAAGCCAUGUGCAGUGCUGUCUCUGAAGUUCGAUUGCGCCACACCUCUGGUCGUUCUUCUCAACUCUAUAACGUUAAUCAUUCAGUUUCCUUCAGACGACCAAAUCGUGCCACCCUAAAAUCUUUCAAACGACAAAGAUGCUGCGUCUACCCACGGUGAUGAGACAGAUGAGGCCGGUCUGCAGGGCCCUGGCCCCCCACCUCACCCGGACUUACGCCAAGGACGUCAAGUUUGGAGCCGAUGCUCGGGCCAUGAUGCUGAAGGGAGUGGAUCUGCUGGCUGAUGCUGUCGCCGUCACCAUGGGUCCCAAGGGUCGCACAGUAAUCAUCGAGCAGAGCUGGGGCAGCCCCAAGGUGACCAAGGACGGCGUCACUGUAGCCAAGGCCAUCGACCUGAAGUGCAAGUACCAGAACAUCGGUGCCAAGCUGGUCCAGGACGUGGCCAACAACACAAACGAGGAAGCAGGAGAUGGCACCACUACCGCCACUGUGCUGGCCAGAGCCAUUGCCAAGGAGGGCUUUGACACCAUUAGUAAAGGCGCUAACCCUGUGGAGAUCCGCCGUGGCGUGAUGCUGGCUGUGGAGACUGUCAUUGCUGAACUGAAGAGGAUGUCUAAGCCAGUCACCACACCUGAGGAGAUUGCCCAGGUGGCCACCAUCUCUGCUAAUGGAGACGUGGAGAUCGGCACCAUCAUCUCCAACGCCAUGAAAAAAGUGGGCCGCAAGGGAGUCAUCACUGUCAAGGAUGGCAAGACCCUGCAUGAUGAACUUGAGAUCAUUGAGGGGCUGAAGUUCGACCGCGGAUACAUCUCCCCUUACUUCAUCAACACAGCCAAAGGCCAGAAGUGUGAGUUCCAGGAUGCCUAUGUGUUGCUGAGUGAGAAGAAGAUCUCUACUGUCCAGAGCAUCGUCCCUGCCCUGGAAUUGGCCAACCAGCACCGCAAACCUCUGGUCAUCGUGGCUGAGGAUGUGGACGGAGAGGCCCUCAGCACCCUGGUUCUCAACAGGCUGAAGGUGGGACUACAAGUGGUGGCAGUCAAGGCCCCAGGCUUUGGAGACAACAGGAAGGCCCAGCUGCACGACAUAGCCGUCGCCACCGGGGGCACUGUGUUUGGUGAUGAGGCGGUGGGCAUUGCCCUGGAGGACAUCCAGGCCCAUGACUUUGGCCAGGUGGGUGAGGUGUCAGUGACCAAGGACGACACCAUGCUGCUGAAGGGGAAGGGAGACACGGCAUCCAUCGAGAAGAGGCAGGCUCAGAUCGCUGAGCAGCUGGAGAACACCACCAGCGACUACGAGAAGGAGAAGCUCAACGAAAGGCUGGCCAAGCUAUCUGACGGAGUGGCUGUGGUCAAGGUGGGAGGAACGAGUGAUGUGGAGGUGAAUGAGAAGAAGGACCGUGUGACUGACGCCCUGAAUGCCACCAGGGCCGCUGUGGAGGAGGGCAUUGUGCCCGGGGGUGGCUGUGCCCUGCUGCGCUCAAUCCCUGCCCUGGAUGCUCUCGUGCCCAUCAACGCUGACCAGAAGAUUGGAAUUGACAUCAUCAGACGAGCCCUGCGUGUGCCGGCCAUGACCAUUGCUAAGAACGCUGGUGUGGAGGGCUCUCUAGUGGUAGAGAAGAUCCUUCAGGCCGCGGUGGAGAUCGGCUACGAUGCCAUGGAAGGAGAGUACGUCAACAUGGUAGAGAAGGGCAUCAUUGACCCCACCAAGGUGGUGAGGACUGCACUAAUGGAUGCUGCAGGUGUUGCAUCCCUUCUCUCCACUGCUGAGUGUGUGGUCACAGAGCUGCCCAAGGAGGAGAAGGAGGGUGGCAUGCCAGGAGGUAUGGGAGGUAUGGGCGGUAUGGGAGGUAUGGGCGGUGGCAUGUUCUAAGGCCCACCUCAAAGCGCUGUAAAAACUUAAUGGCAGCGUGGGGCUAGGGGGCAAAUUGUCCCUCCAACCCCCAGACUUGCCCAAACUGACUGGCGGUGAGUUUUGUUGGAGCUGCAAAUGGAUGAACCACACUACUUCUGCUGAUUGUCUCCCCUCCACCCUCUGGAAGAACAGACUAGCCUGUCCUCGCUCAGCCUCUUUCCGUCCCUCUACCCGACCAGCCUGUCCUUGCUCAGCCUCUCUCUGUUCCUCUACCCGACCAGCCUGUCCUCGCUCACCCUCUCCAUCCCUCUGACUGAGGCUCUGAGACCCCAGUCUGCCCCGAUGACCCCCCCCCCCCCUUUAACUGAGGCUCUGAGACCCCCUCCAUUUACCUCACAAACAUGGCCGUCAUCAUCCAUCAUCAACAUGCAGAAUAUUCACUGUUUAUGAAAGAUGCUAACCAGUGCGAAUAAUGCAAUGCUGGUAUUGAUAAAUUGUCAUUUCUAUCAAAUGGAAGUAAUGAAGCCUGUAACUUCCUGAAGUUAGACGAGGCCGAUUUAAUAAAUGGUUAAACACAGGAUAGCUAUAGAUAGAAGGGGGUUUACUGGAGACAGGAAACUUGGCCAGACAUGCCACUGUCAAUUUUUGUCGUAACUUUUUGUUAGUUUUAGCUUUGUCCUUUUUUAUCAGUUUUGUCCUGUUUCACCCACGUAAUGUUGGGAGGAACUGUAACCUUUUCAGUUGAGUUAAUAAAAAUAAAAUAAUUGCGGAGCAUGAGCAUUCCUUUAUUUUGCCUGAUUUCAAUACUCAAAUAUUCUAGAACUUUGGAACCAAAACAUUCAUAUCAGAAUUCUAUAGGAUGGCUGAAUGUCUCUCUAGCAGAGGUUGACUCUAGGUUGGUCGGACUAGUUACAGCAGUUUGGGCCAGUGAAGGUCCAAGCCACAAGUUAAUGUGAAACCCAUUGAUGUCCUCAUGACCGGAUUUGUACUUACUGCUCAUUGAUGUUUAGCCUACAUUUACUGUGUGUGUUCUAUAGGUACUAUAAACUACCGUGCAUUCAAGAAGUGUUGAUGUGUUUUUCCCCCCCAGUUCAUUAUUUCUUAGCAAAUAACCAACCGUGAUCAUUUGACAUGUUUUGUACAAUGUAGACAUUUAAUUUGUUUUUAUUUAAUAAACCAAAUAUUCUGAACAAGA
This is a messenger RNA of Salvelinus fontinalis (brook trout), 3045 nucleotides long. Its product is annotated as 60 kDa heat shock protein, mitochondrial-like. Gene Ontology annotation, biological process: positive regulation of T cell activation; mitochondrial unfolded protein response; apoptotic mitochondrial changes. The record is from RefSeq and is a predicted model, not a curated record. Lineage: Eukaryota; Metazoa; Chordata; Actinopteri; Salmoniformes; Salmonidae. Gene Ontology annotation, cellular component: mitochondrial matrix; mitochondrial inner membrane. Gene Ontology annotation, molecular function: ATP binding; ATP-dependent protein folding chaperone; protein-folding chaperone binding. Bases 138 to 1868 code for a protein of 576 amino acids. The transcript has 10 exons.